Camelina sativa (false flax) is the source of this 940-nucleotide messenger RNA. NCBI's taxonomy places the organism in Eukaryota, Viridiplantae, Streptophyta, Magnoliopsida, Brassicales, Brassicaceae. The record is from RefSeq and is a predicted model, not a curated record.
UUAUGCUUUGAACAUGAUGAAUUAGCAGAGAGUUGCGCACAAAUCCAAUUCAAGUCAAGAAUCCCUCAAAAUCGAUACAAUAGAACCAAAUUGGCUCAAAAAUUAGCGCAGAUUAAUCAGUUCAUCGUAAAUUCAGAUUCUUGAUAUAUAUGAUUCCUUUUCUCCAGUGUCUUCUCUUAGUUUCUCAGAGAUGGUUGAGAGAUCAAACUCACGUUUUCUCGCAGUAAUCAUCACUCGUAAAUCUAUCAUUUUCUUGCUGAUAUCGAUCCUCACCGCCGUCGCAUCUUGGUUCUUAAUCUUUUCUUCCACAAACCCUAACCGAGUUCUCGACUACAUCUCAGUAUCAGAACCCUCAGAUGCACCUCUCAUCAUCAUCAAGAACUCAAACAGUUCUCCUCAAAACAGAGAAGGUGCGGAAACAGAGGAACCCAAAAAUGAAAACAGAGGAGCGGCAAAAACAGAGUCAUUCAUCAAUGAAAACAGAGCCAAAACCCUCCAAUGCAUCGAGAAUAAGGUUUCUCCUUCUCCGACGCCAUUGAAAGUCUACAUGUAUGAUAUGAGUCCAGAGUUUCACUUUGGGUUAUUAGGUUGGAAACCAGAGAGAAACAACGACGUCGUUUGGCCUGAUAUCAGAGUCAAUGUUCCUCACCAUCCAGGUGGUCUUAACUUGCAGCACAGUGUUGAGUAUUGGCUUACGUUAGAUCUUUUGUUCUCUGAGCUCCCAGAAGAUUCUAGAAGCUCUCGUGCUGCGGUACGUGUGAAGAACUCGAGCGAAGCUGAUGUAGUGUUCGUGCCUUUCUUCUCUUCUUUGAGCUAUAACCGAUUCUCUAAGGUUAACCAAAAGCAGAAGAAGAGCCAAGACAGAGAGUUACAGGACAAUUUGGUGAGAUACGUAACGUCUCAAAAAGAGUGGAAGAUCUCAGGAGGGAAGGAUCAUGUG